CGCUCGGAAGUGUGCGACGAGUGAUGUCAUGCGGAGGGAGGAAACCGAUCUCAACAGCUAAGAUGGCGGAGGAGCAGCAAGAGUCAUCACAGGGAGAGAUGGAGGGAGUGAACUGCCUAGCAUAUGAUGAGGCCAUAAUUGCUCAACAGGACCGGAUUCAGCAGGAGAUAGCCAACAGUAACCCUUUAGUGUCAGACAGACAGGACCUGUCGGUGCUGCAGAGCGAGUACGCUGAGGAUGACACGGUUUAUCAGCUCAAGAUCAAGGACCUGCACAAAAAAUACUCGUACAUUCGCAAGACGCGACCAGAUGGAAACUGUUUCUACAGAGCCUUUGGCUUUGCACAUCUCGAGUCCCUGCUAGAUGACAGCAAAGAACUUCAGAGGUUCAAAGCAGUUGCAGCUAAAAGUAAACUGGAUCUGGUUAACGAAGGUUUCACUGAGUUUACUAUUGAAGAUUUUCACAAUACUUUCAUGGACCUGAUUGAGCUAUGUGAGAAACAGCCGAGCCUGCAGGAGCUGCUGAACUCCUUCAAUGACCAGAACGUAUCAGACUAUGUGGUGGUGUACCUGCGGUUGCUCACCUCAGGCUACUUGCAGCGACAGCAUACCUUCUUUCAGCAUUUCAUAGAGGGUGGGCGCACUGUCAAGGAGUUCUGCCAGCAGGAGGUAGAGCCAAUGUCUAAAGAAAGUGACCACAUUCACAUCAUCGCCUUAGCUCAGGCCUUGGACGUAUCCAUUCUGGUGGAGUACAUGGAUAGAGGAGAGGGAGGAACAGUCAAUCACCACGUCUUUCCCGAAGGCGGAGACCCCCGCAUCUUCCUCCUCUAUAGACCUGGCCAUUACGACAUCUUGUACAAAUAGCACUCCUGGCCACAGCCCAUCUCAUGCAUCUCCUGCUGUGUGCCGCAGCAGCGCAUUCAAGAAAUCCUACCAGCAGCCAUGCUGAUGAAACAUACAUCUGUGUAUGAGAUUACACUCGUGUAUUUGGAAAAAAAAAACGAAAAAGAGAGAGAAAAUCACAUUACUUGCCUCAUUUGCCCUUCUUGCCCCAAACCCCCAAAUUUACCUUCAGUCAUGACAAAAUGAUUAAAUUAAAAAAAAAAAAUCUUUG
Haplochromis burtoni (Burton's mouthbrooder) is the source of this 1113-nucleotide messenger RNA. It is a transcript of the gene otub1b, whose product is annotated as OTU deubiquitinase, ubiquitin aldehyde binding 1b. Gene Ontology annotation, molecular function: ubiquitin binding; cysteine-type deubiquitinase activity. Gene Ontology annotation, cellular component: nucleus. Gene Ontology annotation, biological process: protein K48-linked deubiquitination; negative regulation of double-strand break repair. NCBI's taxonomy places the organism in Eukaryota, Metazoa, Chordata, Actinopteri, Cichliformes, Cichlidae. The transcript has 7 exons. Bases 24 to 863 code for a protein of 279 amino acids. The record is from RefSeq and is a predicted model, not a curated record.